AAUCAGAAUCACCUUUAUUGGCCAAGUAGGCUACAUUUACACAUAAACUACUCCGAAUGUUACUUGGUGGUAUGGUGCUGCUAGUGAUAGACAACAUUUAGAGAUAGAAUACAGGCAACUGAGUUUAAACCAAGUUUACAUACAUUUGGUGAAAAAUACUUAACCCUCAUUGCUCAUGUAAAUCGCUCUGGAUAAUAGCGUCUGCUAAAUGACGUAAAUGAAAAUGUGUAUAUGCUUAAUUAUGCCCUGAACCCACCAGAAGCAAAAACAACAUUUGUAAUGUAACUAACAUUACACCUGCUUAUGGUCCAGUGAGUCCAGUUUUAGCCUGCAAUCAACAUACUGUCACAGCAUUAGGCAAUUCUAAUUGCUCUGGUUGGGGCCAUUACAUAGGCUACAUUUGUAAUGCAACUAACAUUACACCUGCUUACGGUCCAGUGAGUCCAGUCUGUAGCCUGGAAACAGCGUAGGCAAUCCUAACUGCUAUGUCUAGGGCCCUUACAUAGGCUAUGUGGUGUUUUUGUUUUUUAUUAGGCUAUUAUUACAAUGUUCCAAUAUUAAAAAAAAAAAAAUCAAUAACAUCGAAUGUCAUACUAAAUGAUGCAGGUAUGUCUAGAACCUGAGUCAUAUACAGUAGCCCAUGGGUCUGGCUAUGGGUAUAACCAAUUAAUUGUAUGUUCUUAAAUUCGACUAAAUUGGAAAUAAGAGCCCAGCAAUUAUGUUUGCUUCAAAGUCAUAUAAUUUAGUUAUUGUGAAGGCUAUUCCAGUAAUGAGCAACUUGGUUAGAAUAUGUUUUAUUACAGCCUAGGGUCUUACAAGUCCUCUGCGUUUGUUGCCAACCCUAUAUUCAACCGACUAACUGUUCUCACACGCACGCACGCACAAAAUGCGGUCUCUUGGCUUUGUUCAUUCUCAUCCAACAUCCCUGCCUCCUCAUUGGUGCUGAGAGGAUGCGGUGACUUCUGAUUGGGUGAAAGUUUUUCCUCUGGCUUUAGCACUUGUGGAGUCACCCCCACCCCACUCAAAACCACCCCCACCCCACUCAAAACAUAGAAUUGGUCAAGCCGCUCUAGGAGUCCAGUUGUUUUUACAGUCAGUAACAUACUGACUAAAACGACAGCCUGUUGUAGACUAUUUGUAGCAAGAGUGAUGUAAGGAGUCUCAAACAAAUCGACGUUGUCUGAAUCUGUCUGAAGCUCAGAUAUUCCAAAGCGCAGCAUCCACAUAAAGACGCGUUGUUCACGCACAGAGGAGGACACAAAUUAUAACAAAUAUCCAUUAAAAAAUAGCGAAGAUGGUGUCCGCUGGACUGGAGAUCCUUGGGCUGGGGCUGUGCGUCAUUGGCUCGCUCCUGGUGAUGGUGGUGUGCGGGCUGCCCAUGUGGAAGGUAACGGCGUUCAUCGAGGCCAACAUUGUGGUGGCUCAGACCAUCUGGGAUGGGCUCUGGAUGUCUUGUGUGGUGCAGAGCACCGGCCAGAUGCAGUGCAAGGUGCACGACUCGGUCCUUGCGCUCGGCCACGACCUGCAGGCGGCGCGAGCCCUCACCGUCAUCUCGUGUGUGUUUGGCGUGCUGGGGCUGAUGGUGGUGAUCGCCGGGGCGCAGUGCACCAACUGCAUUAGCGCCGAGAACGUCAAAACCCGGGUGGUAAACGCCGGAGGGGUCAUCUACAUCACCAGUGGGUUGUUUGUGUUAGUUCCUCUCUGCUGGAUGGCCAACAACAUCAUCUCUGACUUCUACAACCCACAGGUGCCCGCGUCCAAAAAGAGGGAGAUCGGGGCCGCGCUCUACAUCGGUUGGGCGGCCACGGCGCUCCUGCUGAUCGGGGGCGCGCUACUCUGCUGCUCUUGUCCUUCUGGCGGGAAUUCGGGCUAUUCGGCCAAAUAUUCCCCGACCAAACGGGCCACACCGAACGGGACCGGAGACUAUGACAAAAGGAAUUACGUGUAGCCCUGCUUCCCACCCUCGGGAUGGGGUAGCUAUGCUGUGCGUAAAUGUGCUGUGAUCUUUUGAAAAACUAUUUUUUUAAACGUAUUUUUUGCACCUGCAGUUUACUCUGAACUUUGAAAUCAAUUAAAGCAUCAUUUUGUUACACUGACUAUAAACUAAACACAAUAUUGGAUAACAUAUUCGUUCAUCAUUUUUGCAAACAGCAGAAAAUAAACUUUUUGGAGACUAUGCAUAUACGUCUGGAUAUAAAGUGAUAGCCAAUGACAAAAAUGAGCGUCUUUGUUUUAGGUACCUGUAUUUUUAAAUGUCCUAGUCUAUAUUUUCUAUGAUCGCUCAUAAUCCCUUGCAUUUUGAAAUGUUUACCAUUAUGAAGAUUAUACGACUGAAUAUAUCCACUGUUUUGUUUUACUUCAGUGUAGGCUUCAGUUACUGUGAUUUCGGAGUGAUAGCACUCCAAACCACCUAAAAGGUUUUUGGACAGUGGAUUUUUGCUUCACGGCACUGUGGGACGAGCUAAAAAAAAUACAUGUAGGCUAGGCCUAUUUUUAAGGAAACACAACUCAGGCGUCCUUAUAUGUGUCUAUAAUAGUGGAAUAUAAUCUAUUUGACAAAAAUUAGGACCAUAGAUUUAGAUGCCAAAUAUAGGAUGUCCAGAUGAAACUUUUAAAAGUUUGCAAAUGUGAGUUUUAUAUCUGUAUGUAGAAGCUGUGCUGGAUGUGUUUCUUGUCAUGGAUUUGUAUGAAUACACUGCUGUUUUACUAACUGGUUUUGUUGAUGUUUGAUGUAAAGAUCCAUUAUAUAUUUCAUGCAAUAUUCUUUCCAAUGUUAAACUGAGAUUAAACUGAUAUCGUCUUAAACGUA
Molecule: messenger RNA, 2809 nt
Organism: Oncorhynchus kisutch (coho salmon)
Lineage: Eukaryota; Metazoa; Chordata; Actinopteri; Salmoniformes; Salmonidae
Product: claudin-4
Exons: 1
Coding region: 1295-1948 (217 amino acids)
Cellular component (GO): membrane; bicellular tight junction
Molecular function (GO): structural molecule activity
Source: RefSeq, a predicted model, not a curated record